Labrus mixtus (cuckoo wrasse) is the source of this 1034-nucleotide messenger RNA. It is a transcript of the gene bbln, whose product is annotated as bublin coiled coil protein. NCBI's taxonomy places the organism in Eukaryota, Metazoa, Chordata, Actinopteri, Labriformes, Labridae. The transcript has 3 exons. Bases 9 to 332 code for a protein of 107 amino acids. The record is from RefSeq and is a predicted model, not a curated record.
UAUCAGCAAUGUCUGGACCGAAUGGGGACCCAAACAUCUCAAAUGACGAAGGCAUUAUCAACGACGAAGAUGAUUUCGGCGAUGAAGAAGAGUAUGAAGCCAUCAACGGCAUGCUAGAUCAGAUCAACUCCUAUCUCGAUGGCCUGGAGGAACGCAACGAUUCACUUAACGGAAAACUACAUGAACUGAUGGAGUCGAACCGGGCUGCUCGACUGGAGUUCAGGGCGCAGCUGCAGGGCUCCCCGACCCAGGAAGGGCAAUGUCCUGCAGACCGGGAUUCGUCCUCUCCUGGCAAAGAGGAACUGAAUGAGGAAGAUGGGGAUAAGAAAUGAGUGACGUGAGGAGGUAGAUGAGCCAGAAGGAGCUCAGCAAAAAUGCAGGGCUGGAUAUAUUUAUUGAAGUUUACUUAACUCCUGACUGGUUCAAAUAGGAAUUUAAAAUCCCAUCAGCAGAUUUGUGUACAACGGUGAUCAUUUGAUUCCUUUUUAAGACUCAACACUGAACUCUUCUCCUUUGUUGGUGUGCUCAUGUUUGGUUCUUGAGUUGACUGGACAUGACUUCCAGCAGCUUCAUAUACAACUGUACCCACCUGUUGCUGUUCUCGUCAUCAAAUCUGGGAACAUUGUUGGAAAGGUCCAAGUUCAACAUCAUGAGAGCAAAUUCUCAAAUCCGGAUCGCACUAGAUAAAAGGUUUAAAAAGCUGAUACGUCUCCACGUUGGUGAUUUAAGUAGCUCAAACUACAAAACCAUGCUUGAAUUGACCCAGAAUCCUGUCAUAAAUGUCACAAUCCAACCAGCUGGUAGAACAUGCUACUCAACAAUUCAGGGAUCGUCAGUAGUUGUCUUUAAGUAGGGGACAUAGUCAUACUUCUGUGGUGUGUUGAUCCAUUUGGUGUCGUCUUUCAGCGUUUUAAGAGCUGUGCAGUGUGUGUGUGUGUGUGUGUGUUAUUGUUUGUAUUAUACCAUUAAGUAAAUAUGCAACAUUCCAGAUGUCUAAUACUGUAUUAAAAUGUUUGAUCUGCAGAACAAAUGUA